AUGGAGGAGACAGCUAUUCUAUUCAAUAGAAAAGAUAAAAUAAUAACUGAUGGAAACACCGAACAAAUCCCAAUUGAACCUUUAACAUCUGAACCGGAUGAAACAACACCACUGAAUAGCGAAUUUAUUAAUUCUGAAGAUGGAGAUCAAUUUAAAAACCCCAAAGAUUAUUAUAAAGUCCUUAGAAUUAAUAAAGAAGCGACAGAAAACGAAAUCAAUAAAUCAUACAAAGCAUUAGCUCUUAAAUAUCAUCCAGACAAAAACCCAAGUCCUGAUGCACAAGAUAAAUUUGCAAUGAUCAACAAAGCACAUUCAACAUUGUGUGAUAAAGAUAAAAGAAAAAUGUACGACAUUUUAGGUCCCGAGUCUGAAAAUCUUGGGUCACUGGUGGAUGUCCUACUUCCUUUUGCUGGGUUUGGAUUGUGUGUUUUAGGGACACUUCUCCUCUUUAUUUUCUUGUUUGUUGGUAUUUGGAUUGUACUAUUUUUAGCGAAGUUAGAUAUCCCAAAAGACAAUUGGAAGUACUCGUUAGUGAAUAUACCCCUCUACAUCUUUCUUUUAUUUUUCAUUGUAAAUUAUGCGAGUAGUACAAUUGGGAAGAUCACUGGGACUAUUUCUGGAUUAUGUAAUUAUAUUGGUAUCAUAGUAUUUUUUGUGAGAAUGGACAUACGAGGUGAGUCUUCAUAUCAGUUAUGGCUAGUACCCUUUUAUGUUGGACUGAUUUUCAAUAUUAUCACACACGUGUUUGAGUAUUACGUCAACACUCAAAUGGUGGGAGAUGAUCAACAAACACUCCAAAGAGGCUGGAAAAAGAUUUUAAUCAAUAUAGGACUUGAUAUUAUACCAUUCUCGGCUUUUGCAGCGACUUUGGUAUUCACUGGAAUUGCUAUGGAUAGUGCACAAAGAGACUUUAUGAUCCCAACUCUAUUAGCUAGUGUGUGGAUCACAUUUAGAGUAUUCCAAUCGACUUUUGUCGACUUAAAACUGUUUGAUGGAAGUGAGAAAUCAACUCUAAAAACAGUAUUUAAAGCCAUUGGAGUUGACAUGUUAGUUAUUCUAUUUGUGGUACUGCAGAUUAUGUUGAUCGGAUUUAACAUUGGAAAUCGACAUACAUUCUUGUACACAUACUCCUUCAUGCCAACACUCAUUUUAAUAUGCAUUUUAUUACUCUUUUCUAUUAUAGUAUUGCCCAUUAUCUGCUGUUGUUGUGGUCUCUCGUUAUCGCCACCCCAAAAGGGUCAAAAGGAGUACACAAAUUGA
Molecule: messenger RNA, 1260 nt
Organism: Entamoeba invadens IP1
Lineage: Eukaryota; Evosea; Mastigamoebida; Endamoebidae
Exons: 1
Coding region: 1-1260 (419 amino acids)
Cellular component (GO): endoplasmic reticulum
Molecular function (GO): protein-folding chaperone binding; misfolded protein binding
Source: RefSeq, a predicted model, not a curated record